UUCAGUGGCUCAAGGAAAACUGUGCCACAACUGAGGACUUGUCUGCCGAUCCUGCGUGGAAAUGUGCUAUAACGUUACAUGGGUAUCACUGGUUUAGUGAGUGGGCCGCAAACCGCUCAACAGUAGAGUCCGAUAAUGCUCGUGCUCUGGUUAAUUUUGCUGCAGAUAGGAGCGCUCACGUCAUGGCCGUAAAUUCACAGCACAUUCCAGCCAGGAAGGCUCAGAAAUUACAAAAAUUAUCGGCAAAAGAGUUUCGCGCGGUGCCUUCGGUUCUCUUUGCGUGUAGGGGUCUGCCGCUGAUGCUGCUAGAAAAUGUAGCACCCAGCUUCGGGCUAUUUAACGGGUCUCAGGUAGAGUUUGUGGGUCCCCUAUAUCUAGAAGAUGAUUUGCUUGUGACUAUUAGCCGUCGCGACUUUGCGGAAAAAGUACGUGUUGAAGGUGUGACACUUGUGGAGCCUAUCGACACGCCCCAUUCAGAUAGGGAAAACGUUUAUCAGGUGCCGGUGGGAAGCGUCAUCGUUAAAGUAAAUGGCAAUGAUUUAGAGGGUAACUGUCUGGAUGAACUAGUGGCCACCGCGGACCCUGUUAAGCUAGUUUUGCGCACACCAAAGUGUGCGCCUCAUUUGCCCGAGUUUAUUGUCGUUCGUGUUCCUGGCUAUACCGCCAACGGUGGUCAAAACGUUCUAGGCAUAGAAGACGCAGAUGAUCUUGUUCCCAUCCGUGCAGUGAAACGCGGCCGUGCAUCUCGCAAAAAGGGCAGCGCUGUUUCUGAAGAUAACUGUUCUGAAUUUCGCGUAGGUUUUCCGCUCGAGGGGGGCAGCGCGUUUACCGGCUUUAAAGGCCAGGGUGCCACUUUGUCUCGGGUAGAAGUUAAAGUAAAGGAAUGGGUGGGCAAUCCGGGCUUUUGGACUGUCGUAGUUUCGCGCGUUAAACAUCCAAAGCACAUGUACAUUCCUGAGACAGAAUGGCCUACCGCGCAGGAAAUAAAUGUUCAGCGCCUUAAUGAUGACGUCAUUGAAGCAGAAAUUUUUGAGCGCCAAAUGCGCAUUAAUGCCGCCAAAACGUGGCGUCUUUACGUAGAGAUAGAGGGCGGAGCUGAAUGGUCACGGGAGCAAAAUUUGAUUGCAGAUUACGUACACAGGGCGUGGAGACAGCAUCAUGUUCAGGACGUAGGUGAAAUUGUUUUGCAAUGUCUCGCUGCUUCCGGCAGACAUGUAGAAAUGGUGGAAGUCGUAGCGGUUAUAAACAAAAUGUUAGCUACAGAAGAAAGCCUGAUACUCGCCAGGCCCAUCUAUUUGACUCAGUCCAAACACAGACAGCUAGAGAUGAGUGUUCCCAAGCGUAAGCGGUCUUCAACCGGGGCUAAAAGGCCAGCGUCCACUUCAGUUAGUCGCGGACGACCCGCCAAGCGGGGUCGCAAAACUGGUAGGCCUGCACAGUAAUGCUAUCUUUUCAUCGGAUAGAAUACGACCGACACUAUGUCACGCGCGUGUCAAUGGGCUCCACAAGGUGGUUACGUUACGUGUUUGGAAGCAGAAUAUCACACAGUUAGGUCGGUGUUGAAUUCGGGGUCUGGGAGGCCUAGGCCAACCGGUAUUUCUUUCUUUCUGCCCUUAGCCCUUUCUACCGUAGGAGCUUCCGGGGUUUCUUUCCUUAACACACCCAUCAGCAGUGCACAACUGCACAUUUUUACGCUGGUCCGGUGCCAUUAAUAACGCUCAUGGUGUAUGCACCAGCUGGUCAAUUCGCGUCACUGGUAGGAAGCUGUCAAAAAAGUGGUACUAGGUCGCUAGGCGUUCAUUCUAUUAUACCUAGGUAGGAGGAUGUAAAGAGCCUGAAAAUAAGUACAUAGGUGAAAAAUCUCGAGGCUGCACUGUCCCCGCUCAUUGUUCUUCUCCCAUAGCAGUCUCCAAGGUAUGAACUUACGGAACCUUGCCCAGGCGUGGGAUGAAUAUUAGAUCUUUGAAUCGUCACGGCUAGUCACAGCUCUCCGGUUCGCCGGAGAUUGCAGGCGAGGCCCUUAGGUAAAUUAGGUUAGAUCGAAUGAAGUAGGUAUACGGAUAGUGGGAAGGUGACGUAAGUUCUGCCUAGAGACUGCUAUCCCUCACCCCGUCGCCGUAAUUAAAUGAGGGGUUUACUGAACCUUAGGUAGGCUAAAAACGAAACGACAUUAAGCAAUCUAUUCCAAUUCCAACACUCAGAGACUGCAUUUGUGCUUGCAUGUCAUUUUCCA
Molecule: messenger RNA, 2233 nt
Organism: Amphibalanus amphitrite
Lineage: Eukaryota; Metazoa; Arthropoda; Thecostraca; Balanomorpha; Balanidae
Exons: 2
Coding region: 183-1442 (419 amino acids)
Source: RefSeq, a predicted model, not a curated record